UAAGAAUGUGAGGUCGAAAGCAAAAUAGUGAUGGCGGUUAUGUUUACGUUGAAGUUGAAUCAAGAACGCACUGGCACUUGUCUAAAAGUGAAAGUGGUCAAAGCAAUAGUCUACUUGAGUGAGUUCUGAUACAAGCCACCAUUUGUUAAAAACCGCUGAGCAGUGCUAGGAAAAAGAAGGGGGAAAAAUAGGCCGAUCGUUGCCAUACAAGCCGCUGAACUAGGUCAGGUCAGUUAACAGAGGCACAGAUGAUGAAAAACAACACGGGACUGCCCCACAAAUCUGUUCACGAAACAUCGAUUGGAAAGGGACACCUUCUGCUGCGCUACAGUUUACUGGAAGGUAAUUAGUGUAAAAAUAAAUUUAAUGUUACGUUAAUAUAACUUAAUUCAUUUAACUGAAAACACCAUACAGUCCGGGUGUGAAAUUACCAAUAUGAAUAACUUCACUUUACAUACAGAUUCACAAGACUAAUAACCUAUACAAUAAAUAGCCUAUAUAUAUAAAAUGAUUCUAUAACCAUAGCAUUAUAUAUAGGCCUAUUAUAUAUGUUUACAUUUUAUUAAUAGACUUCUUAAAAUUAUAAUGCAUGUUAGUAUUAGGCCUAUAGCCCUCUAUCUAUUAGUCCCUACACUCUUCCUCUGCAAGAAUAUUUAAUAAGAUUGAAAAGGUAAUGAUUUCAUAGUUUUUAAAAAUAUUUUUUAAUAAGGAAUACUUGAUUAUUAGGAUAAUGCAAUUGAGUGUUAAGCAAUUUUGGUAUGUUUCGUGAAUUAUUUUGUGUGCCAUAAGUCCAUACUUAUUAUUGUAUAGUAUGUCAAAUGCCAGAUUUCAAAUUAUUUCCCAUCUAUCUCCAAUUGUAAACUUCAACCCUGAAUCUUGUCAUUGGAGCCUGUAUUACCCUAGUCCAAGGCUUAAACUUAAAGCAGUUAAUAUAUAGGCUAAAGUUUUCAAUCAAAUUAACUUAGGAGGUCAGUUGCUUAUCUGAGGCGCCUCAAGGUCUCUGGUAAAAAUGACUCAGAUAUGUACUGAUGAGAAAAAAGAGAAGGCAGGUCUUGUUUUUUAUUUUGACUCAUUAAAACUCAUUCUUUUUUUUUUUUUUUGCAUGUUGCAAGACACACAAGCCUUUUCACCCAAAACAUUGUUUACUGUCUGAUAUGAGUCUUAAAUUAAUCACACACACAAAAAAAAUGGUCGGCAUCCUAUUGGUGUUGUAAAGAUGGUGGCAAAAUACAAGUACAGAAGCAACAGAAAAUCAAUCAUUAGCUCUCUUGAUUGGUGAUACUCUAAGCCCUAUUGAUCCUCCCUUUGACACUUUCAUGUAUAAUAAUAAGUGUCUAGCUUAGCCAUUUUGCUUUUUUCCUUGUGACACGGCUUGUUACUUUGUUACAUGUGGGGAUGAAAUUGCAUCAUGAUCCUCAUGUCAUACUCACAGUGUUUAGUAGUAUCACCAGUUUAUGACCAUCAAUGAUGGUCAUAAACUGGUGAUACUACUAAACACUGUGUGUAUGACAUGAGGAUAUGGUAAACUGUACCCCAGAACAUAGAGAGACGUAUAAAAUGGACCAAUAUUGGAUUUAUAUUUACACUUCAAACAUGGUAUUAAUUUUGAUAGGUCCGGACUUUUUAAUUUUUUUAUUAGUAUUUUUUAAAAAUUUGGGUCUUGUUAAUUAGUAAGUUAGGCCUAUACCUUCGAAUAGGAAAUAAUGUUGAAAGGGAUUAGACUUGCUGAUCGUCGAUCUACUCUAAAUGUUCCGUGCUAAAACAGAAAUAAGAAAAGCCAAAAGAUUAACAGCAAACAUAUAAACUUGCAUGCUAUUAGGAAAUGGAUUGUGUGACCUUUAACCUUUUCUUGUUUUCUGUAGCCCAUGUGAAACUGACUGAUGCUGAGGAUGGAAUUUAAUGUACCCACUUUUAAGAAGAUAGAAGCAGUAGGAUGGACAGUGGCUAUUUGUAUGCUCAUUCUUUUCUACGGCAAUCUACCUGGUAAUUAACCUUAUCUCUGCUGGUGUGAAAUAAACAUUUACUUGUGUAUAAAGACUACUUUUAUGUCUAUUCUAUAAACUAAGUCCACUGUUAACCAAAAAUUAGGUUAUAACUCAGCAAUUUAAGUUUAAGACAAUAGUAAACAUGGUUACACCUGUGUACAUUUAGUUCAAAAUUUACAGCGUAUAUUUUUUGUGGAAGGGAAGUAUUUAAAACUUGCCACGAAUUUAAUAGUAGACCUUAUAGCUUCUUACCUUUCACCUUUUCGAUGUGUUCCCACUCCUGCCACUUCUUAAAAUCUCUUGUCCCUUGCAAAUUUUGCCAUUUACUUUGGGUCUAAUUCAUUUAUAUUAAAAGUAAGUUAACCAACUUAUGAAUAAUUCUUAAUAAAUUCUUGCUAUCUUGAGGAAUAAUGUCUUAUCAUUAAAAUAUUCUAUUUGUGUGUAAGCCAAUCAAUGGACCUAUAAAUAAAAAAACAACUUACUAGCACAACCAAGAAGACUUCAUAAUUGUGCAAGAUUACUUCAUUUCAUUUUUCAUGUCUAGUGCCUUACAGGCCAGGGAAUCAACUUGCCUGAUGCCAAAAAAAUUAUGCAAUAUGUUUAAAUUUUAGUUAUUUCUUCUUUAAAAAAUAUUUAAAGACAUUUAGUCAUCUCCUACAUGGCAACCAGCAUUUUUAGACCCAGUUCCCCACUUAACAAGUCAGUGAGGUUUUUCUAAACUCUUUCCAGCAGUUUAAGAAGCCUUCUUAGUAGGCUGUUAAAAUAUAUCACAUAACACGAAACAAAUCUUUUUCUAAACCUGGACAUAACAAGUAGUUAAAAUAUUUGGCAUUUUGAGCAUCCUGAAAGAAGAUAAUUAGAUGUAGGCUAUAUAUGGACAAGUUUUUAUGCUCUAUACAAAUAGCAGUAAUGUUGAUAAUCCAUUUUUUUCAGUGUUCAUUGGCAUUUGUGUUAUUGUGAGAAAGCUUUACAUGAAGUUCAAGCGAAGCAAGUUGCCAGCCAUUGAUGCCAAAGACAAGGUGGUUUUUGUUACUGGAUGUGAUUCAGGUCAGCUCACUAGCAGUUUUACCUUUUUUUUUUCCCUUUAGUAGGCCUACUUUGUUUCAGAUUUAUUUAAAAAAAUUUCCUCCAUUUUAUUAAUGAUAUCUUUUAUCUCUUGUCAUCUUUGAUCAAGCUAAUUUUAAUACCAGUAUUGCUAUAAAAUAUGCUCAUAAUAUAGAUUUCUUCUUCUUUUGUAAUUGAUAAAAUGAUCACAAAUUUGUUGUAAAGCCUCAACUUAUUGACUCUAAGACAUUCUGGUUUCGAUUGCAUCUAAAUUUAAAUUAUUUUAAAAACUCCUUUGUACAGCCAGCUUUGUAAAUCUGUACCAUAUGACUUAGUUCGCUUGAUGUUGCAGGGGCCUAAAAAGGGGACCUUAGGGGUCAUCUGCCUAGAGGGAUGGUAAUUUUAUAUGAAGGGGCAGCAUUUUUGGUCAACUGCACAUUGGCCUGCCCAGGGUGGGACUAACCCCUGCUACACCACUAAGGUGAUGGAAUAACAUGGAUAAGUUUACAGUUAAAUCUAUUAAUGUGUUCAAAGUAGAAAAAAAACAACUAAAUGUGCCUUAAAAUUUAUGUGCCAGGUAACACUGAGGUUCCUCAUCAUAUCAGAGAUCACAUAUUAAUUUUAUGAAAUAAUUUGUUUGGUCACAUCAGGUUUUGGCCUAGCUCUGGCAAAGCGCCUUCAUGACAAAGGAUUCACAGUGUUUGCUGGGUGCCUAAAUCCAGAUGGAGAUGGGGGCAAAGAGCUUAAAGCUCUCAAUUCAGAGAAGCUUAGAGUGAUUCCCCUGGAUGUCACCAAUGAUGACAGUGUGUCAAGAUGUCUAAAGGUGGUCAAGGAAAAAUGUUCAAACACAGGUUUGUUUUAAUCUUUUCAUUCUUGACCUAGGUACCAGAGUUAGCUUAACAUAUAAGACGGAGUUAAAGUAUUAGAAGUAAAUGUUAUUUUAUCAUAAAAUAAAAUAAAUUAUUUAAAAUUUUAUUAAAUGCUUAGCUAUUCAAGUUCGCUCAGUAGAAUAUAGUACUCUCAGUUUUUAUCUUAUUUAGUGCAUUUUACUUUUUAUUACAGCUGUUAAAAAAAAAACAUGUUAAUUUUUUUCCCCAUGCAUCGUCAUUCGUCAACCCCUGGCAUUUGAUACUAAAAUAUUUAUAAAUUUUAAAUUUAUAUAAUUUAAAAAAAAAUAGGUUUAUGGGGUCUGGUCAACAAUGCAGGCCUUAAUUUUGUUGGAGAUGUAGAGCUGACCACAAUGGAUCAGUAUUUGACCAUUGGCAAUAUCAACAUGUACGGGAUGGUCAGAACCUGCAAAGCAUUUCUGCCGCUGCUACGACAAGCUAAAGGUAGAAAUAUUUCAAUUUUUUUGUUUAAAUUAAUCAUUUCUUUCACAACAACAAGAGUUGAGUAUUAUUCCAUUCAUAAUUUAUCAAUAUUAGCCUUCUAGACUAAAAUGCACUCCACAAGUUAGCCCCUAACUUCUUCAGUUAGUGCUUCAGAAUUACUUUAUGUACAAACAAGAUAUUUUAGAUCAGCUAUGGGUUUUUAAAGAACCGUGAGAUGAAAACCUUCUUUAACUGGUUAACUACCAUGGUUUCUUUCGUUAUGGCCACGAGCCGCUGGUAGCGCCAAUGUUAUUAUCGUAGUAAAUCGAGUCAAAUAUUUAAUUUAUAUUAUUCCGUCCCCGUUUCGCUUCGAGAUUUUAAUUUACCGACUGGAUGUUUAUAUUCGAAAUGCAUGCUAUCUGCAGAAUGUUUUUAAAAAAGAACUGUUAAUUAGUUUUUUAUUUUAUUUCCUAGCUAGUUACAAAAUUGUACUAUUUGUUUACCGCGGCAAAAAGUGACAGGGUUACUAAAGCCAUAUAAGUGAUUGGAAGUGUAAAUAUUAUUCAAUUUCUGUGCUCUUUGGUGCAUUUUUCUUAUUAUUGGAUAUACUAUUUGAAAAAAAACAAAUAAAAGGCUUUAAAUGAUUUGGAAAUUUAAAAUUUAUAUGUAAGUGGGAAAAUCAAUAUAUUUUUAUUGUUUGCCUGUUGAAAAUACUAGUUUAACAAUUAAUAAUUUCCUAACGAAACUUAACUUUACAAAUGUUUUUAGUUUAUAUUAUAGAAAAUUCAAUUACCUACAAACUGGUUUAUUAAUCAUUAGAAUAUUUGUAUAAUUAAGAAAACUGCAGCUGAAAAUGUACAUGCAUCCAAAAUUAAAAAACAUAAAUGCUAUUCGGAUGUCAUUUGUGGUAGUUUAUUUUACUUAAACUUAAGAAGUAAGUUUACAAACAUAUAGUUCAUUCAAUUAUCUUUCAUUUGAUAACAAAUUUUGUCUUACAAACUCUACAAUAAUUUUUAAAUAUUUUUUAAUAAACCCAAACUCUCACUUCUCGGACCUGGGUCCGAAUAGCCGAGGCCUAAUUUUUUUUUCUAACUGUGAGUGAUCAUCUUCAUCGUCAACAAUGGCACUACAGCUCCAACACAUCCUUCCAUUCAGACAGAGGCGUAGCGAGGAUGUUUGGCGCCCAGGGACAAGAUUCGCGCCUGGGGACAAAAUCCAUUUUAAAGCGCCCCUUUUUCUUUUUUUCAACUCUCAAACCCAAUAUUUUCAUCAAUGAAAUAAUAUCAAAGCAAAUUUUGGCGCCCCUAACUAGCUGGCACCUGGGGAUAUCUGUCCCCCCCCCCUGCCCCCCCCUCGCUACGCCUCUGCAUUCAGACAGAUCCAUGGCCUUUUGUCUUAAUGCAUACACCACCAGCUGAUGUAAAUCCAUAUCCACAUCAUCUAUCCAUCUUAAUCUUGGUUGACUGGUGAGCCGUCUGUCCCUUCGAUUUUGUUUGUAAACCACUCAAGGUGUCCUUUCCAGUACAGCCUGCCUUUUUUCUGAUUUGUUAGAAUUCUCUAUCAAGGAUUGUUUCGUACAAGCCCCACCUAUAAGUUAAAUAAGCUACAGCUUAGAGCCUCACGAUAUUCCGGCUAUAUAUACAGUGUACAUUUUCUUUGACCAGCUGAUGUAAUUUAAAAUGGUAGGGGGCCUCUGGAAUUUAUAUAGCUUAGGACCUCAGUGUUACGUAAUUGUUAUUACUAGGGGUAUGAUUUAAUAUAUUAUUUAACUAUUCUAUGCUGACUAUCAGCACCCUCACAUCCAAUGACACUCUCACUCACACAUUUCUAUUAACUCUGUUACUAUAAGACUAUAUGAACACAGGUGGGUCAGCCCACGAGUAAUAAAUAUUUAAUUACAAGUAAAAAAAAAAAGAACUAAAUGCAUCAAUGAUUUUACAUAUAAUAUAAACAACAACUAUGCAUACAGUAUACUACUGAUUGCUAUAUACUCUGGUUGUUUAGUGCUGAUGCUGGACGUAUCUUGUACUUGUCCCCAGGUAAGGCCCAAAUCACACACAGCACCAAAUCACACACACAGCAGCAAUAAUCUGUUUGCCCUCUCUAUUGUGCACGGUCACUGCGAUACUUCUGACAUAAGAGGGUCUAGCCUUCUAACACUCGUAACGUCGUGUGUUGCUGGCGGAGUCCAGGGUUAUCUCCCAUAAGCCCAAACUACUCUUGACUUUCUUAUUAAAGAUGUCAGCGUUAGUAUAGCCACUAACCGACUGACUCCAACUGAAGUGCACUGACAGCUGGACUAUACUAGCCUGCACUAGGCUAGACUAGACUCCACUGUACUUGUCUAUACUAGCUAGAAAUUAGAUUAAGGAAUGCAAUACAUAAGACAUAACUAAACAUUCAAAUCACAUCAUUAAUCAUUAGCUAACUACAAUACAACAUUUCUUAAUCAAAACUACAAACACAUGAAAAUUAACAAUACAUAGCUAGCCAAUUCUGAAUUAACAAAAUUUCAGCACAAUAAUAUAGCUAGUCAGGCUCUGCUGCACAAAUUACAAGUAAAACGGCGAGAACUAAUGGGGGCCUGCCUUAUAAAGUAUCAGGUAGCGUCAUGCUCUGCAUUAUAUUAUAGGUAGCGUGGGACGUUUGACGAGAUGAGGGCAUUGUUUCAGUUGCUUCAAGGUUACCAGGUUAAUUUCCAUUCAUUGUUAGGGCCAGCCUAAUUGUGCAAUCUCACAUGAGGUAGGGAUGAAGAGAGUGUGAGCCAAGGGGUCUAAAAUGGUGAGGACCAGUGGGUCUCAACACUCAGCUAGUGUAAGUUCAUCCCUGACAAGCCCAUAUAUUUUUCUGAGGAUUUUUGUCUCCCAGGUAUUGAGCUGGUUUUGGGCUUUCUUGGUGAAUUCUGUGAUCAUAAUUUCAAUUAUUUAUAUUUGGCUAGGUCGUGUUGUAAAUGUUACCAGUUGCAAGGGCCUUGUUGCCACUCCUAGCAAUGCUGCUUACACUAUGGCCAAGUUUGGAGCCGAGGCAUUCUCAGAGACCCUGCGUCUAGAGAUGAGUCAGUUUGGGGUCAAGGUCUCCAUAAUUGAACCAUGCAACUUUGGUGGAGCCACAGGAUGUAUGAAUGAAGCAGGAGUAAGCUUGAGUAGUAAAAAUAAAAGUUUAAAUAGCUUUCUUGAAAAAUGAAACAAUUAUAUUAACAUAGUGUAAUUGAACUAAUUUUCAAAGACGAUUUUAUCUUUUUUUUUUAUAUUGGUUUCUGCUAACUAGAAAAAAUAUCUCUGUCUUGAUAAGGAGAAAUAUAAAUGUCUGAAACAAUUAUAUAUUUACAAUUUAAGGUUAAAAGAACCAGUAAUGAUUUCGAAGUUCAGUGGGCAGAAGCAAGUGCUGAUACAAAACAGUUUUAUGGUGAGGCUCAUUUGACAGUAAGUUAUCAUUCAACAAACUAUUUAAAUUUUUAGUCAUUUGUAUAGGAGGUAAAAAAAAAUAAAAAAUUUUGAUACAUGCAUUGAUACUUGAGUGGAUAAACUUGCAGACAACCUCAUCUCCCUUGGUGUACAUUAUCCUAAACACCUCACAUGGUGUACAUUAUCCAAAACCACAAACGUUCUUAUCUACUCAAGAACUUAACAAUUUCAACACAUGCACACACAUUUUGCGCAAUUUUUUUUUUACUUAAGAGAAGUUAUAUUUGUAAGAACAAAUUGUUUUUGUCUUCAGAAUUUCUAGUGAACCAAAUUACUUUCAUUUUUAUGGCAUCCAAAAUAAAUAGAUCAAAUUAUAAUGAACAUUUAAAACACAUUUCAAUUUUAAAAAUAACAACUAUAUUGAAAAGAAUAAUAAAUUAUGGAAAAUGAAACACACUGAGAUAUUUAAAAAAAAACAAUUUAUAAAAAUUAUGUGAUAAUUGUUUAGGGUCUCAAAAAAAAACAAAAAAAUGUACACUUCAUAAAACUUGCUUGUUUUUGUCUACAUUAGUCAGGACCCCUACACUUACCAUAGAAAUCUAUAUUUAAAACCUUCUAAAACCAAUCAGCUUUAAAAGCCUAUUGAAUAUAAUGAUUACCCAUAAUGCAUUUUAGUUUUUUCCAUGAGACAACUAAUUAAUAUAUUUUGUAUGGCAUUUAUAGACCCUGGUGGAUUAGGAGUGGGGUUUGAUCUGCCCACCCAACAAACUGUUAGACCACUAUUUAAAUCAAUAUUUCAUUAAUUCCUUAGAAAUUGAAAUGAAUUUUAAAAAAUAAUAAAUAAAAUAAAAAAGACUUAAAAUUUUGGAAGGGCUGAGUCAAACAUUAAAGCACUUCCUUAUUUAGAAUUUUGUUUAGAUUAAGAACUAAAGAUUAUCAAUGUUAAUUAUAUAAUAAUAAAUUAAUUUUAAAUAAAUUCACUCCACUGUAUUACUAUGGUAACUUAUUUUCAUUGGCUAUAUUAUUAUCCCUUUACUUGACGCUUCAGAAUUAAUUUAAUUAAUAAAAAAGUUGAUACCACUUUCAUUUUGUUGCUCAGAACACAGAUUCGUUACUUUAUUACUUCCCCAGCAAUUACUUGAAAUCAACCGAAAUGGUUCAAAGUUUUCAGCAACAAACCUCGAUCCAGUUCUCAAUGCAUUUGAGGAUGCUUUAUUAAAUCCAUGUCCCCAUGUGCGAUAUUUGAUUGCUGGGUCCAGUUCCUUUUUUGAUUUCUUCUAUGUAAGUAGUUUAAGAACUUAUACAGCUUUACUUUAUUAGGUGAUAAAGUAACAAUGAAUUCAUAAUAUUUUCCUGUUCAAUUUUGUUUGAUAGACCACUAGUAUUUUAAAAAUGACUCCUGUAUGAUUUUACUUUUCAAGGGGUUUAUUAAAAAAAGUGAAAAUUUUGAUGCAAAACGAGAAAUAAAGAUGUAUGGUUCAUUCAGAGCACUUGGCUAGAAAUAAAUUACAUGGAAGUUGUGACUGUUUGUAAUCAACAGUUAUCCGUUGUAAUUUAAGUUUUAAUCAUUUUAUCAGUGUUGAACUAAAAAAUUGCUUAGUUUUUAUUUUUUCAUUAUUGAUAUACAAGUUCACGACUCUCCAUCCUAUGUUAUAAUUAUGACCAAUGAUUUACUUUUGAUUGCAAUAAUUUCUUUUUUUUUCUUUCUUCUGAAGGUCCUGUCUCUCCUCAGACCGUAUCUGCCAGAACAUCUGUUUGAUAAAGCCAGGGCUUAUUUUUUGCCAUAUAUCGUAUACAAAUAAUGUAAAUUGGCUUCAGUCCAUCAGCGCCUUCUGAGUGAAAAGGAAUAAUUCCAGAAAUAAAACAAUUUCAAGACUUUAUUUUCUUUCAAAAUAUAAUGAAAAAUAUUUUAAAUUAAAAAAAUCAAUUGUAAUUGAGAUUUAUUAUUGUUAGCUUUACCUCUGGAAUACCUUUCCUAAAUAAAAUAGACAUUUGAUGACAUCAUGAUCUUCUUUUUCGCUCACAGGGAAUAAAAUUAUCCUUUAAUCACAUAUUUUUUUUUGUGUGCCAUAUUAUACCGCAUUAUUCAUAUCACCAUUUCACUGUUAGUGAAGUUAAUUUUGCUGUCAUACUAAAAGCCAUAAUUGUUCCUGCAUAGUUAAUUGGCUUUUAUGUUUAUCAUAUCCUGCUGUUGAAAUGAAGAAUAUGUAAUAUCAUGCCAUUAUGAAGUUGAAUUUGUAAUUGUCAUUUGCUACUAUACCUGUAUUUGAAAUAAAGUCCCUGUCUAUUUUUUGUUAAUGACAGCUGAAUGUUGUUUUUGUAAAUUUAAGUAGUUUAAAAAAUAGAAUAAAACAGAAUUUUACUUCUAGAAAUUAAUUCAAUUUACAGCCAAGAUAGAUCUUAAAAUACUUACAUUUUCUGCUUGAUAUAUUUUUAUCAAAUGAGGAGGCAUACAAUUUCAAUUUUUUUAAUAUAGUAUUUUUAGUUUUGCAGUUAAUUAUGACUGCUUUGUUUUUGUCAUAAGAAUUACAAAAGGUUCGAAAUUUUAAAGUUUAAAGUGUUUUUUUAAAAAGGCAAGGACUUUUGAAUUGCUCAAAUCCAUUUGCUUAAAAUCGCCGUGUCUUCCUGUCGUCCCUGGGUCAUGUUAACAUUAUUAUUAUAUGCAUUACUUGUUGCAUUUACUGUUGCCAUCCUUAGACCAAUAAUAUUAUUGUUAGUUCCAUUAGUACAGGUGCUUUAUCUCGGUGUCAUGUGUUAAAAAAAGCAAUAUUUAUUUAUUCAGCUAUUAUCUCUAUAACAAUUUUAGCAUCAUUUAUUUAGAGUUGUCAAAUUAAAUUAAAUUACAUGGUUUAUAGAAUAUUAUUGAAUGUAUGAUAAGUCUUUAGUAUGUUAAACUAACUGCAGAAACCUAUUUUAUCUGAAGUGUAAGUACUGUAGUAUGAUAAUGCUUUAAUUAGUUCUUCAGAUAGUCUUUAGGAAUGUGAAACAUUUGUUUGAAACUUCUCACAUAAUUCUCAAUGAGCUAUAAAUUGCUAAAUUAUUGUGAUAUUUUAACACUAUGCAUACCUAAGUUAUAUUUUAUAUGUUGGAAUGGAUAUAGAAUAAAUUUGCCAUGCAAAAAAACCUUUUAAUUGAUAGGUCAUUUGUUCAUAUUUUAAAAAAGAUUAAUCUCUAAGAAGAGGAAUUUCGAGGGUUUGGCAAGAGUGGCAAGACACUGCACUUGCAAGUAGGCUCCAUUUGAAGGGGGGCUAUGAAAUCUGCAACCAUGGCAAAGAAUUAUUUACUUUAAAAAUAUUUGUGUUUGCUCAUGGGUUCGUCUACCUGUAUUAAGUAAGCUAAAAUGCAGCGCACUAGUCAGCUUAAUGUAGUGUCAUUUUAUACUAUAAAAUAAAACAGGAUGCUGGUUGAACGAAAAGAGGCAGCUGUCAGUUAUUCGAUUACUGAUCAUUGCACUGGCAAUGCUGUAUUAUGUUGACAUAGGGACUGGUAUAUUUGUUUUCAUAAUUUUCUUUAAACUUUCAAAGCGCCCAAUACAUUUUUUUUUAUCAUCCAACUCAAAGCUGAGAACCAGAGAAAAUUCAAAAACUUUAUUCUUGUGAUUCAAAUUUUGAAUCUGAAAACCAGUUGGAGUGGGAAAGCAGUAGAAGUAAAGGUCUAUUUAUAUUGUAUCUUUAAGGAAUACGUUAAGCUCUUUUAUUGAUCCAAAUAAAUGGAUUUUUUUGUUUUGAUUACACUAUAUAUUAAUUUUCAGCAAAUAAAUAAAUACAUAUUUUAACCAAGACAGCUUCUUACAAUUAGAACAAUUUAAACCCAAGACAUCUUAAAUAUUUCUCUAACAUAGACUUCAGCCAUUAUCGAAAGCCUUUACUUUAAUACUCCUUUAAUAAGAAUAUGGACUUAAUAGGAACAUGAUCCAGGAUUUAAAUUAUCUGAAUCUGAGGUAAGAUGAUGCAGCAUAAAUUUACAAAAAAUUCAGUAACUUGAAAAGUUUAUAUUUAAUUUUUAACUACUAAACUUUCUUCAUUUAAAUGACUAAAUAAUUAACUUUGGAGGAUGUAUAAAAUUGAAGAAAAAAAAAGGAUAAAAUAUAAAUAGUGUCUAAAUUAUAAUUUCGUUUAAAAUGUGUGCGUGUGAGGCGUGUGAUGUUUGUAGGGAUCGGGUAAAAAUCGAACAAAUUUGUGAUGGUUUGUGUUCAGUCCAG
Molecule: messenger RNA, 11944 nt
Organism: Lymnaea stagnalis (great pond snail)
Lineage: Eukaryota; Metazoa; Mollusca; Gastropoda; Lymnaeidae
Source: the annotation of a GenBank genome assembly